UACAGCCAAAACUUUUGGCAACACACUGUUGGACUAUACAGUACCUGUAACUUGCCUCAAGACUCUCAACCUAAGAUCCAUCUCUGGAAGACAGAAGAAGAGGACACUUUACCUGAGGCUCAGGACAUGGAUACAUAGACCACUAAUAUUUGCUUUCAAUGAAGAAUUUCUCCUUGUCUGUGUUUGCACUUUCUGUCUUUUCCACCAGGAGAACUGUACAGAGCUGAACACAUUGAAGACCUAAGUCAGCAGUAUUAAGAGGUAAAGUCAUGGUCCCUUCACUGCACUGGCUCCUGCUCCUGUGGGGACUUCAGGGUCUUUUGGCACAAGACUACGAAGACUAUGAAGAAGAAGUUGCUCCCCCCAAAAAGAAGAACAAAUUAUUUUCACCCAAUUCCAUAACUCCGAAUGGCAAAUCACUCAUUGAUGAAGACUGCAGUUUGGAGAUUGCUUUUCUGAUUGAUAGUUCAGAGAGUGCCAAAGAAAACCAUGCCCAGGAGAAACGCUUUGCUACAGAUGUGAUGGAACGGCUACAGGGCCUACGCCUGCAGACGGGCCGGGGGCUAAGCUCUCGUGCAGCGCUGCUCCAGUACAGCAGCCAUGUCAUCAUCGAGCAGACCUUCAAACAAUGGAGGGGCGUCGAAGAUUUCAAGGCCCGAAUCCCCCCCAUGGUCUACAUUGGCCAUGGCACGUACACCACCUACGCUAUCACCAAUCUGACCCGAAUUUAUCUGGAAGAGUCAGACCUAAAAAGCAUCAAAGUGGCCAUAUUGCUAUUCGAUGGCAUCUCCCAUCCCAGAAAUCCAGACAUAUUCUCAGCAGUGGCCGACGCCAAGAACCAGGGUGUCCGAUUCUUCACCAUCGGCAUUACACCCGAAGCAAACGAGCCCGCCAAUGUAGCCCAGCUGCGGCUCAUCGCUAGCUCCCCAGCCUCUCGCUACCUUCACAACCUGCAGGACAGAGGCAUUGUGGAAAAAGUCAUCAAGGAGAUUUCAAAUCUGGCAGAUGAAGGGUGUCCCUUAGCCCAGAGCAAGUGUGCAUGUGAGAAGGGGGAGAGGGGACCCAGUGGCCCUGCUGGCAAGAAGGGACGUCCUGGCGAAGACGGAAGCCCCGGGCUUAAAGGACAGAAGGGUGAGAGUGGGCUCAGUGGUCUCCCUGGCCGAGAAGGAGCAGAGGGGAAGUCGGGAUACAAAGGAGAGAAGGGAGAGAGAGGAGAAUGUGGCGUACCUGGAAUCAAGGGAGACAGAGGUCCUGAGGGGACUGUUGGACCAAGAGGAAACCGUGGACUUCAGGGUUUGCCUGGUCCACAUGGUGAUAUCGGCCCUGAAGGUCCAAUGGGGAAAAAAGGUGAACGGGGACUUCCUGGGCCACCUGGAAUUCAGGGUGAAACAGGGAUCGGCCUACAGGGACCCAAGGGUGAUGUUGGUUUCCAGGGGCAACUAGGGCCUCCGGGUCCACCAGGACUGGGUGAACCUGGACCACCGGGACCUCAAGGGCCACAGGGAGUACAAGGAGAGAGGGGCCCGUCAGGAGAAGGUCUCCCCGGACCGAAGGGUGAGCGAGGCUUGGAGGGGCCACGGGGGCCCAGAGGACAGCCGGGCGCCGGAAUCAAAGGAGACAAGGGGGAUUUUGGUCCUCCUGGUCUUCCAGGGCCUGUUGGCCUCGCUGGUGCAGGAAUACAGGGUGAGAAGGGCAUGGAGGGGCCAAGGGGCCCACCCGGAAGCAGAGGCCCCCCAGGAGAGGGCUUCCCUGGACCAAAGGGAGACCAAGGGCUGCCUGGAGAAGUCGGUGCCCCAGGAGAAAGAGGCGCUGGAGAUCCUGGAGCUAAGGGGGAACCAGGAGCACCAGGGAUGUCUGGUUUGCCCGGCCUGCCAGGGGAAGACGGAGCUCCUGGACAGAAGGGUGAGCCAGGAGCGACAGGUCUAAGGGGGCUAGAGGGGGCACCUGGAAUUGGAACCCAAGGGGAAAAGGGCGACCAAGGCCAGAGGGGGAUAAGAGGGUUGACUGGUCCACCAGGCAUUGCUGGACCCUCAGGACCAAAGGGAGAACCGGGAGCACAGGGCAGACUGGGUUUACCUGGACCACCAGGCCGCUUUGUUGCUGGACCCAAGGGCGAUGUUGGCCCAAGUGGUCCUCCUGGUCCAAUUGGGGAGACCGGAUACGGACUUCCUGGACCAAAGGGUGACCGUGGAGAUUCAGGUCCUGCAGGUCCACUUGGUCCCAAAGGAGACGGCUACCCCGGCCCUGUGGGUCCUCCUGGUCUGCCUGGACUUCCAGGAGAACCUGGCCUGGAAGGAAUGGGCAUCCCUGGACCAAAGGGGGAUAUCGGUUUCCGAGGGUUGCCUGGUUUGCCAGGACCUCCAGGCGAAGGCCUCCAAGGACCUCCGGGUAACACUGGGCGCCCUGGUCCACCAGGGCCAACAGGGCCACCAGGACAAGGAGUUCAAGGGCCAAAGGGUGAGCAGGGCACCCAAGGUGUGACGGGGCCAAGGGGUCUACCCGGAGAAGGAUUUCCUGGAGCUAAAGGUGACCGCGGCUCAGCCGGCGAGAGGGGGCUGAAGGGAAUCAAAGGAGACAUGGGAGACUCCGGAUCCCCGGGGCUACCUGGUCGAGCAGGUGUCAAAGGUGAAGCAGGUCUCACUAGGGAGGACAUCAUUCGGAUGAUCAAAGAGAUCUGUGGAUGUGGGAUAAAAUGUAAGGAGAGGCCUAUGGAGCUGGUGUUCGUCAUUGACAGCUCAGAGAGCGUGGGGCCAGAAAACUUUGAGAUUAUCAAGGACUUUGUAAACGCACUAGUGGAUCGGGUCACGGUGGGCCGCAACGCCACCAGGAUCGGCCUGGUGCUGUAUAGUCUGGAGGUCAGGCUUGUGUUUAACCUGGCUCGCUACGUCACCAAACAGGACAUUAAACAGGCCAUCAGAAACAUCCCGUACAUGGGAGAAGGCACCUACACCGGCACGGCCAUCCGCAAAGCCACGCAGGACGCCUUCUACAGCUCCCGUCUGGGGGUCAGUAAAGUGGCCAUUGUGAUUACAGACGGCCAGACGGACAAACGAGAACCAGUGAAGCUGGACAUAGCUGUACGAGAAGCACACGCAGCCAAUAUUGAGAUGUUUGCUCUGGGGAUUGUGAACACUUCAGACCCGACGCAGGCCGAGUUCCAGCGAGAGCUCAAUCUGAUCGCCUCUGAUCCAGACAGCGAGCACAUGUUCCUCAUCGAUGACUUCAACACCCUGCCAGCUCUGGAAUCCAAGCUGGUCAGCCAGUUCUGUGAGGACGAGAAUGGAGCUCUGAUCUACAACAGGGUAACUAACGGCUACAACAGCCAAGGAAACAAUGGUUACAACGGCUACGGCGCUAAUGGCAACAGGAAUGGCAUCAAUGGGAACUACGCCAUCGGAGGCUAUGGGUACAGGCCGAUAACUGACACAAAUAAUGGCCGGCAGACUGGAAUCAGCACUGGCACUGGCGUUCAGGGUCAUGGAGGAGGUCUGGACAUCACCCGGAAAGGCAGCAAAGGAUCCAGCACAGGACACGGAGGAGGCCAGUUUACCUACACCGACACGAGCUUUGGAACCGAGCGUGGUGACACAUUUAACCGAGCGGACGGGUUGGACAGAACCGUCACCCUACCAAAAGAAGGUUCCUCUUCAUCCUCAACAUCCUCGUCUUCCUCAUCCUCCUCAUCCACUACAAAUAUAACCACGUCAACCUCAGGCGGAUCUGUCCCGUAUGUGCCUCCUCCAAGGCCAGCUCUUCCCAAAGAGACUGUACCUUUAGACCCUCGAUGCAGUCUGGUUCUGGACCAGGGCUCGUGUCGGGACUACAACAUCCGCUGGUACUAUGACAAACAGGCCAACGCCUGCGCCCAGUUCUGGUAUGGCGGCUGCCACGGCAACAGGAACCGCUUCGACACUGAGGAGGAGUGCAAGAGGACGUGUGUUAUAACCAGAUCCACCGGAGGCUAAGUGAAGGCGUCUGCCGUACAUCUGCUGUACAUACUUCAAGGAGGGGCAGCUAAUACCAGCCAUUUUUUCAGGGUUAUGUAAAGUUUUGUUUUUGCAUAAUUCUCAGGCAUAUACAUGUACACUGAUGUCAGGAUUUUACAUUCACAUGGUGCCUUUGUAGCCCACCCUGCUGCAAACUCCUCCCUCCAGUAGCACUUACAACAGGUAUGCUAAUACAUUUAUGCUCCACUAAUCACAGUGAAUGACAAACCUCAUUUUGAUAGAUACCUCCAUUGUUUGUUUUUUUUUUUAUUUUAUUAUUUUUUUUUAUCAGCCUCCAAUGCAAGACAAAUCCUCCAUCACUCCCACUGAGGAAUACAAAUGAGCACUUUCACAGUAUGUUUCCAGUUCCCUGUGGAUUCCCACACCUAUGGGACAUGAUCAUUAUUUCAUGCACAGACUGUGAAUGCUGCAAAGAUGAUAAAAAAAAAAUAAAUAAUCACUUUUAGCUCAACAUGAGCUGUAAUAGCUGUGGUAACUUGUCAGUGUCAAAAUCAUAAAUCGGACGAAUCAAUCAACAUAUUGUAGCCGAUCAUUUACUCAAACACUGUAGGCGUUAUCUGGUACAUAAUCCCAAAAGCCAACAGUAGAAUAGAAUGAAGCCUCUCAACAUUUAUGUUAUUAAAUAUGUUGUGUUUUUUUGUUUUUUUUUUUCAUUUAGGAUGGUUGAUGCUGUGUAAUUUCAUGGAAUCAUUUGUGCAUUCGAAUGUUUAUUUUAAUUUUUUUUAGAUAUUCAGACAGAAAAUGUGAUGGUUUUUGUUGUUUACAUUGUUUCUCACCAUAAAGUCUGCCUUCCUGUGCUCAAACUGUAGACAUUAAUGAUGGACACACAUCUACACACACACUGCCCUCUACUGGGUAACGCAUGCGGAUGUCACUGAGUCCGGGUUGGAUUUUCAUUACAUAGAAAGCAACGUAUUUCUGUUUGUGAUCAUCUGGUUUGUCAUUAUGUUACCCCAGCUGUACUCACUGUAUAAGUUUAUACUGUACUUUCUAUUUCAUGCUCCACUGAUGUCAAACAUUUUUAAUAAAUCUGAUCUA
This is a messenger RNA of Sphaeramia orbicularis (orbiculate cardinalfish), 5045 nucleotides long. RefSeq names its product collagen alpha-1(XXVIII) chain-like. NCBI's taxonomy places the organism in Eukaryota, Metazoa, Chordata, Actinopteri, Kurtiformes, Apogonidae. Gene Ontology annotation, molecular function: serine-type endopeptidase inhibitor activity. The transcript has 36 exons. The coding region runs from base 270 to 3965 and encodes 1231 amino acids. The record is from RefSeq and is a predicted model, not a curated record.